Bursaphelenchus xylophilus (pine wood nematode) is the source of this 2232-nucleotide messenger RNA. The record is from the annotation of a GenBank genome assembly. Lineage: Eukaryota; Metazoa; Nematoda; Chromadorea; Rhabditida; Aphelenchoididae.
AUGCCUGGGUUGACAAGCUUUUGGGAAGGUCUUCUUCUUCCUCCCCGACCUGCCGCGUUAAACGAGUUCUUCCCUCCAUGUCGUGUUCCUCCCAAAACUUUUUCUGAUCACCUGUUUAGAGGACUCUCGUUUCUGCCCGUUCUCUCUUCCCCGGAUGCACUCCCGGCUCUUCUGGUAGCCACACAACAAGGCCAAGCCGUUCACGUUAUGGCCAUCUUUCUACGGGUUCUACUCAUUUUCUCCUUUUAUUAUCCCUUUUUUGUUCUCUCCGAUAAAUCAGGUAAGUAAUAAUAUCUGUUGAUUGGGUUGCGCAAGAAUAAUGAAGUGAAAAAUUUUGUUGCGCAAUAUUUUUAGUGAAAAAAUAUGAAUGAAUUUAUUUCUUCACUCUUCCAAAUAAGAGUGAGGAAAUAAGAUCGCACCGGUCGUUCCCAAUCAAAACGCUAAAAACGCAUUCCUCUUUUUUUUAAAAAAAUAGAAUGGACUAAAUGAGGACGGCAUGAGAAAAAAGCACGAAAAAGCAAAUUUAGCGUCUUUUUCAAAAUCAAAAAUCGGUUUUAUUUCUUUACUCUUAAAUCCAGAAUCCAUUUUCGUUUUUAAAAGUAUUAUUUGUAUAAAGAAAAGCCCCGGGACAUCGUUUUCUCCGACAAAGGCUUGUAAAAAUUUAUUUUUUGGAUUAAUUCGAUUACUCUGAUCAUGUCGCCUUCAGAUUCCUCAUCCAAAGAUGGGAUCACUCGAACAGAUCACGACCUCAGAUUUGUAUGGCAAGCAGAAAAAGAAAACUUUUAUUGCUGUAACGACGGAACCCCUGAGGCAAUUGGAUUGGUCCAAAACUUUACAAUCAUCGAUUCGAUGGACAAAGAAUCAAAGGAUGUGUCCGAAUUCAAUUGCCGGGACUUCAGAAUCUCGUACCUGGCCCGAAGAUCGAGGUAUCUCUCGGAUUCAGAGGACGACGCCGAAGAUGGAGCCAUUCGGAUACGUUGUAAAUGUCCCACUGCCAAUGAACAUAUAGUAGACGAUCAUUGUCAUCGACUUCCUCCUUGUAAAAAUCUGGGAGUCCGAGGAUCCAAUAACAAAUGUAUAUGUCCAGUCCCUUUCUUCGGCGAGUUAUGUGACAAAUAUUGCGAUCAAGGACAGAGAGUCAGUGGCCAUAAUGGCAAAGAUUACUGUAGUUGUGUGCCUUAUUAUCAAGGCGAAGAGUGUCGAGAAAUGGUUUGUUUGAACGGAGGAAGGGAAAGCAACGGACGGUGUGUGUGUCCAAGACAUUACCUGGGGUAUCAUUGUGAAAUCAACACGAAUGCAACACAAUCCGGCUCCAGAUUUCAACGGUUUGGAGAUCAGGUACGGAAUUUAUAUUCAGAGGAUUUUUUUGUCUUUAAAUUAAAUAAUCAUUUGCUGUCAGGGAUCAGAUAUGUUCACUCGAGAUAUAUCGGGGACGAUCUUCAGCCUGAUUAUGAUCGUGGUUCUAGUUGUUAGUAUGUAUCUCCUCAUGAAGCAUCGAAUGCAGGCAAGUCCCCAUUUCUCUCUCCAUUUUUGUAUUUUAGACAAGAUACCUCAAUCGAAGGCCUGACCUUCUGACGGCCUGCAACUUCCCGGUCCCAGUCCCGACCGCCAUGGCUGUGGCUGCAAAUCAUGGCCCUGGGGGUUGUUUUGCCACAAGGAGGGGAGACUUUGUGGAUGAUCCGAGGAUAUAUUCAUUCAGACAGAUCAUCCCCGACUCGGGGCCUCCUCCCUAUAUACAGCCUGGGCAGAGGCGUAAGUUUAUUAAUAAUCUGAUGACUAAAAACGAUACUUUUGUUACCACGCUCUUCCCUUUUGUAAAAUAAUAGUUGCAGCGAUGACCAUCUAGAUAUUAAUAGAAACGUAAAUAAAUGAUCUGUUUACAUGAUUAGUUGUUUCAGGACGCCGCUCUCAGGAUGAAGCCUUGCCUCCCUUGCCAAGCUACGAGGAUGCUACAAAACUACCACCGUUAAGGUAAGUAAAAGUUAUUUGACAUGACGUAACAUUACACAAAAUGAUCCUUGCAGACACAACCUCGGCGGCGAAGGGAACACCGAAGCGGACGAUGCAACGGGGAAUGUCGCGGCCGUAAGCGACCGAGCAGAGACCCCGCCUACGCUCGAUCAGAACAUAAUCGCGACAUCCAAUCUGGAGGGCGACGUCCCCCCUUCGAACCCAGAAACCUCAUCCCUCAGCUCAACCGGGUCCUCAGUUUCAUCCUCAAAGGGCGAUUAG